This is a messenger RNA of Acomys russatus (golden spiny mouse), 5190 nucleotides long. RefSeq names its product splicing factor proline and glutamine rich (gene Sfpq). Lineage: Eukaryota; Metazoa; Chordata; Mammalia; Rodentia; Muridae. The record is from RefSeq and is a predicted model, not a curated record. Gene Ontology annotation, molecular function: RNA binding. Gene Ontology annotation, biological process: regulation of DNA-templated transcription. Gene Ontology annotation, cellular component: nucleus. The coding region runs from base 136 to 2247 and encodes 703 amino acids. The transcript is spliced from 10 exons.
GAACUGGCCUAUUUAAGAAGAAGACAAAGGCGGCACGCAGCUUGUGCCGUCCGCCAUUUUGUGCGAAGCAAAGUGGCAUCCACGUUCCCCGAGCGUCUUCUUCGCUUCUGCCUCGACCGCCCCUUGACCAUAGACAUGUCUCGGGAUCGGUUCCGGAGUCGCGGCGGUGGCGGUGGCGGCUUCCACCGGCGUGGAGGAGGCGGUGGCCGAGGCGGCCUCCAUGACUUCCGCUCUCCGCCGCCUGGCAUGGGCCUCAACCAGAAUCGCGGGCCCAUGGGCCCGGGCCCUGGCGGCCCGAAGCCACCGCUCCCGCCUCCUCCGCCGCACCAGCAGCAGCAGCAGCCUCCGCCGCCGCAGCAGCAGCCCCCGCCGCAGCAGCAGCCUCCGCCGCACCAGCAGCCGCCGCCGCACCAGCCGUCCCAUCAGCAACCCCCGCCUCCGCCGCAGGACUCGCCCAAGCCCGUCGUCCCUCAAGGCCCCGGCUCCACGCCGGGAGUGAGCAGCGCGCCGCCUCCGGCCACUUCGGCCCCGCCUGCCAAUCCCCCGAGCACUGGCGCCCCGCCCGGCCCGGGUCCUACCCCGACCCCGCCGCCCGCAGUCCCCUCCACCGCCCCCGGACCGCCUCCGCCCUCGACGCCGAGCAGCGGGGUCUCGACAACCCCGCCACAGACCGCUGGCCCUCCGCCUCCUCCCGCCGGCGGCGCCGGUCCCGGUCCUAAACAAGGCCCGGGCCCUGGCGGUCCGAAAGGAGGCAAGAUGCCUGGUGGGCCUAAGCCCGGUGGUGGCCCGGGCAUGGGCGCUCCCGGUGGCCACCCGAAGCCACCGCACCGAGGUGGCGGGGAGCCCCGCGGGGGCCGCCAGCACCACCCGCCCUACCACCAGCAGCAUCACCAGGGGCCCCCUCCCGGCGGGCCGGGAGCCCGCACGGAAGAAAAGAUAUCCGACUCGGAGGGGUUUAAGGCCAAUUUGUCUCUCUUGCGGAGGCCUGGAGAAAAAACUUAUACACAGCGCUGUCGACUGUUUGUGGGGAAUCUACCUGCUGAUAUCACAGAGGAUGAAUUCAAAAGACUGUUUGCUAAAUACGGAGAACCUGGUGAAGUUUUUAUCAACAAAGGCAAAGGAUUCGGUUUUAUUAAACUUGAAUCUCGAGCAUUGGCUGAAAUCGCCAAAGCUGAACUUGAUGAUACCCCCAUGAGAGGUAGACAGCUUCGGGUUCGCUUUGCCACACAUGCUGCAGCCCUUUCUGUCCGGAAUCUUUCACCCUAUGUUUCCAAUGAACUGCUGGAAGAGGCCUUUAGCCAGUUUGGUCCUAUUGAAAGGGCUGUUGUAAUUGUCGAUGAUCGCGGAAGAUCUACUGGGAAAGGGAUUGUUGAAUUUGCUUCUAAGCCAGCAGCAAGAAAAGCAUUUGAAAGAUGCAGUGAAGGUGUUUUUCUCCUGACAACGACACCUCGUCCAGUCAUUGUGGAACCACUUGAACAGUUAGAUGAUGAAGACGGUCUUCCUGAAAAACUGGCCCAGAAGAAUCCAAUGUAUCAAAAGGAGAGAGAAACACCACCUCGCUUUGCCCAGCAUGGCACAUUUGAAUAUGAAUAUUCUCAACGAUGGAAGUCCUUGGAUGAAAUGGAAAAACAGCAAAGGGAACAAGUUGAAAAAAACAUGAAGGAUGCAAAAGACAAAUUGGAAAGUGAAAUGGAAGAUGCCUAUCAUGAGCAUCAAGCAAAUCUUUUGCGUCAAGAUCUGAUGAGGCGCCAGGAAGAAUUAAGGCGCAUGGAGGAACUUCACAGUCAAGAAAUGCAAAAACGUAAAGAAAUGCAAUUGAGGCAAGAGGAGGAACGACGUAGAAGAGAGGAAGAGAUGAUGCUUCGCCAGCGUGAGAUGGAAGAACAAAUGAGACGCCAACGAGAAGAAAGUUACAGCAGGAUGGGCUACAUGGACCCAAGAGAGAGAGACAUGAGAAUGGGUGGUGGCGGAACGAUGAACAUGGGAGAUCCCUAUGGGUCAGGAGGCCAGAAAUUUCCACCUCUAGGUGGUGGUGGUGGCAUAGGUUAUGAAGCUAACCCUGGAGUUCCACCAGCAACCAUGAGUGGUUCCAUGAUGGGAAGCGACAUGCGUACUGAGCGCUUUGGGCAGGGAGGUGCGGGGCCUGUGGGUGGACAGGGUCCUAGAGGAAUGGGGCCUGGAACUCCAGCAGGAUAUGGUAGAGGGAGAGAAGAGUAUGAAGGGCCAAAUAAAAAACCCCGAUUUUAGAUAUUUAGGCUUUCAUUCCAGUUUGGUUUUGUCUUUUCUUGUUUAGAUACCACUUUUAAAUUCUUGCAUUUUAGUAAGAAAGCUACCUUUUUAUGGAUGUUAGCAGUUUAUUGACCUGAUAUUUGUAAAUGGUCUGUUUGGGCAGGUAAAAUUAUGUAACGCAGUGUUUGAAACAGGAGAAAAUUUCUUUUUAUUUACUUUUUUUUUUUAACUGUAUAAUGUUUCUCAAGUUAAUGGCAGUGUACCUUGUGCCACUGAAUUUCCAAAGUGUACCAUUUUUUUUACUGUGCUUCAAAUAAAUAGAAAAAUAGUUAUUCUGAUCUUGAACUUUGCCAUUCAUGCUUCUAUGCACAUUAGGCUAGGCAUUUUCCUUGGGAAGCAUGAACUUGUGCAGGCCUUUGAGUGGCAUAUGCCACAUCUGGGAAAUGUAUCUGGAGGCUGAGUAUUGCAUUCUGCAAAUGGUGCCCCCCCCACCCUGUGUUUUAAAAAGAAAUGCAUAUUGAAGUAGUUAGGAUUUGUUUGGCAUUAUAGGGAACAGGCUGGUGCUAAGCAUUUUUAAAUGGUUAUGCUAGAAAAGUUGAACUGUAAGUCUUAAUUCAGGAACAUGUAUUAAGAUAAUGGAAUGGGCGUAAACUACUGUUAGUGCAAGAACAGGGGGUUUGGUUAAACAGAUCCCUUAUGGCCCUGUCUAACUAUGAUCCUUUCCUCAAGCUUUUAAACAUGGAAAGAUCAUCUUGUUGCAUUUCUCCUAUUGUUUUGUUUUAAACAAAUCCCAAGCCCUAUAAAUGGCUUGUACUGAACUUUUGCAUUUGAAUUAAAGAUUGUUAAACAUGAAGCCUUUUCAUGUAUUACUUCAAGUGAUUUAAAAGAUGGGAUUUAGUCUGAAGUUUUAAGCUGCAGAGUUAAGGGUUAGCUAACUAUAAGGUAGGUUUAGCCUUAUGUACUCUAACAUACACCUCCUUCUGCUGCUUCUAUUGAGCAAAUCUGUAGUCCGAAAAAAUCUAUUGGUUCUCUUCAAGAGCUCGUGGUGACUGUUCCCAUGUAGGACUGCCAUAUAGCCAUUCUCACUAUGGAGUUGACCUGUUUUAUAUCAUUCUCUUUAACAUAGUACUAAGCCUGGAGAGAGAGUGGCUUCAGUUACAGAAGUACAAAUACGCUUUCCUCCCACUGUAAGCUUGGGGGUGUUCUGAUGAUGUCAGUUGAUUGUCAACUUCAUUGAAUUUCCUUUCAUUAGAACAAGAGACUUUCUGACUUGAUAAUAAAGUAGACUGUUUACUGUUGUCUGUGAGUAUAAUGGGAGCUUGAUUUUUCUUCCCAGUGUAAAUAUGUUAGAGGAAAAACUUCUAACAGUACGUAAUUAAAUAGCUUGGCGCUGUUCUUAGUUACAUUUCCAUUCCAGUCUACAUUUUAGAACUUUUCACUAUGGAAUGUCUUCAUCCUUUUCACCUCUAUCCUUGGUGCUGAUUGGCAAAAGAAAUUCUAAAUCACUUGCUGAGGUUGAGUAUUGUGCUUGAGUACAAAAGGAGACCUAUUGUGGAAACAAUUGAGUACUUCAUGCAUAGGAGAGGUGUAAUUUAAAAAGUAAAACACUAGUGGAUUAUAAAAAGCAUGUCAUUAAAUGGCUGUUUGACUGACAGGUAUAUGGUGUAUUAAGGGGAAAGUCUCCUUAGACAAUACAUUCAUUUUUAUUCACCAGCACACUUGGAAAUAGGUAGUUCUGUCAUAAUUAUGGUGAUCAGAAAGUUUUUGGCCCAAGUGAAGUUAAUAAUUGGUGAUACAUAAAAGUUUCUGUAUGGAAACAAAGGCCUGGAUUUGAAAGGAGCUUAUUUGGUUGAAUUGUAUAGUAGGGACCAUAAUAAUGAGAAGAUUGAGGGGUGUUCAUGGGACACCCAUGGAGGGUGAAUUUGAAUGUGUAUAUGGGUGGGGGUUGGAAGGGAAGUGGGAAAAUCUGCCUAUAAAAUUAAUGUUUGAGUUUAUUUUUCAGAUUACAUGCCUUUCUUUAUAAGGGAUGCUGGCACAGACCCCUAAAUUAAGCAUUUGGUAGUAGUAUGCCUUUGAAGAAUGGUGAGGGUACUUAGAGGCUCAUUUCCUCAGACUGUGGCUUUUGAUAGCCUUAGUGUGGGCUGUAGAGCUGCUGAACAGUGUUUAGCAGAUACGGUUGCACAGUGUCAACCAACAUUGACUUUGUUCAUGAAACUGUACCAAAGGUUGUAAGCUACUGAGACUUUCAAUAAGUCUGUGAUGGUUUAGCCUAUUAGUGAAUUCAAAUCAUUUUGAGCAGUUGAACCAAUAGCUAAAAGGGAAACUUAGGGUGGGAAGGGAAGAUAAUGGGAUGUAUUUUAGACAUUUUCCUUUUGAAGGAAACCACUUGCCCCUAUUUAUUUCUUCCUUUACUUUCUCAAAAAUUUUGUUUGCAGAGGACACUUGAAAAUGUUCUCCUUUCAAAGUUCUCUAAAGACAAUAGUAUAUUUAGUAGGCAAGCUAUAAGCUGAACCCAUUGGCAUUCAUUAUGUGGUGAAACCAUAUUUUGUCCAUAAGACAUUAAAUUCUAAGUACUUUAAUACCCACCACUCUUUAGUGUUGCACCACUAAUAAGGAGAUGGUUUGGGAAAUUGUAAUGUUACACCUGUGCAAUCCUUACAAGUGGCAUAUCAUGGCAGAUACAAAUUUAGGUACUUGGCUUGGGCAAGCCACAGUUGUGGCGGAAUGUUCUGUGGUAUUCUUGGACUGGAAUUGUGCACUAUUAAAAGUAGUGGCCUGCUACAUAACUGCGUUUAGCCAGCAUUUCUGCAGUGCGUAACUGUGAGGAACGUAGUACCGCAAAUGGCAAUGGACAUUAGGACCCGGAUGUAGUAUUCCUGCUUGCUCCAAGAUUCUCAUUGCCGACUGCAUACAGGUAGGUAACAAGCAAUAUAAUCUAACUUGGUGACUUGCUAUGUGCUU